AUGGCACGUCACAAGAAGCGACGAGUAGCGGCACUAGACGAAGAAGCAGCUCAUCGCACAUUUCUACAAGCUCUAGAAGCGCAACGUGCCAAUGCUAAUCGUCAAAAGGUCGAAAUUCGCUCUGAAAACGAAGAAGCGGCGCCGUCGCCAGUCGUUCCAAUACCGGGUUUUUACUAUGACGAAGCCAAACGUCGUUAUUUUCGUUCUUGUCCAGUAUUUGAGCAACGUCGACGUAAACAUUUGGAAAUGCAAGAACGAAAAAUUACCGUGGAAAAGGCUGAAAGUAAAGGCAAAACCUGUCAUUUGGAAUAUGGGAAGAAAACGCACAAUUGGGUCAAUUAUUUAAGCCAACGACAAAGUCACUAUACGUGGAGUGCACGCAAUCGCGACUCGCGAGAAUUAAUACCUCAGUAUUUGUCGAACUUCUUGUCUGUGCAGGUACUUACAGCUCAAGCUCUGGUCAGUAAUGAUCGAUAUACAGCAUUGGCAUUGCAUCCAAAACGUAACAAUGUUGGAGCAAUUGGUGAUGGCAGUGGAAAAUUAAAUAUUCUGAAGCUGGAGAGACGACCACUUGAUGUUGAAUCGACCACGUCGUCGCCAUUUGCACGUCCAGUGUGUAAUUUAUACGUUUCUGGCCUAAUAACGUCUUUGCAGUGGCGUCCAGUUGAAGCACGCGAUCUACUAAUGUGUCAUUUUGGAUCGGAUUCCAUCGGUGGCUCACAGACAGGAAACGUUUGUUUUUUUCGUGUAAGUGAUUUGAGUAUGACGGGAGCUGCAUUGAUGGCAACGGCACAUGUGGCGAGACUGAAAUUUGUUGAUCCGUGGACUGCUAGAUGGAAUCCAAUUGAUACGAACAAGUUUAGUGUUGGAUGUGGCGGAUCGUCAAGUGCUGCCUACGUGGAUGCAAUAGGAAAUACCAGUAAUUUCCAGCAUGCACCACCUGGAGCUAUUACUAGUGAUGUUCAUGCUCAGAGCUUCUUUGGCACGGGUCAUGUUGUCUUGAAUGGGACGACAAGUGGGGGGUUAUGGGGCUGGGACAUUCGUGCUCCUCGUCGAAUUUUCGAAUGGGAAGUAAAUGGUACUGCUAAUCAACCGACAGGUUCCGUUCUCGACAUUCACAUGCUGAACGACGGUCGUAGAGCGGUUGUCCAGCGCUCAAAUGGAGAGUUACGAAUUGUGGAUCUUCGGACAUUUAGACCGGUGGUGGAGCUCAUACAAGGCGCGACCAAGCAGUAUCUGCCAAGUUUACGCUGUGCUAUCGACAGCUACGAGUCGGUUGUUGUCUCUGGUGGUGACGCAAAAUAUCCACUGGCAAUAAACAGCUACGAUCUGCAAAGUGGACGUCGUGUGGCGUCAAUAGAAAUGCAAAACGCUCAAACAUCGGAGAAGCGGCCGACAUCUGUCCAGCAAGUGCAACUGACGUCUGGUCAUCACGGAAGCCGCUUUGAGGACAUACCAGAGAUUUGGGCCAUAUCUCGCGACGAGCUCUACGUUUGCAGUGGACGGGCUGAUAAUCCGGCAAAUUAG
Messenger RNA from Peronospora farinosa, 1527 nucleotides. The record is from the annotation of a GenBank genome assembly. Lineage: Eukaryota; Oomycota; Peronosporomycetes; Peronosporales; Peronosporaceae.